CCAUGCCCAAGGCCAAGGCAGGCAAGGCGGCCGCACCUGCCGCCGCCGCCGUGCGCACUGCUCCCAGCGACGCCAAUCCGCCGGCCUGGCCCACUGUACCCGUGCCGCGCAGCCUGGCGCCCGAGACGCUGCUCGAGCAGCAGAUCGUGCUGCUGCCGGCACUCCUCUCGCCCGCCGCGUGCGCCGCCAUCGUCGCCCUCUUCACGCCGCCCUCGCCGCACGCCGCUCAGCUGCUGCCGUCGCCCGCAGCGCGCCGCGGCGAGGCGCAGCGCACCAAUGCGCGCUUCCAGGUCAACGACGCCGUCUUUGCCGCUGCCCUCUACGCCGCCCUCGCACCCGCUGUCGCGCAGUGGAGUGAGGCCGGGCUGCCCGCCGCAGGCCUGCAUCCCAAGAUCCGCGUGUACCGCUACUCGCCCGGCGACAUCUUCGGCGCACACUACGACGGCCACAUCGACGACGACGCCCACCCGCAGCGCCGCUCUGGCUGGACCGUGCUCGUGUACCUCACCGGCGAGGAGGACGGUGUGCUGGGCGGACAGACGGUCUUCUACACCAAGCACAAGAAGAACGACAAGGACAGAGUCGUGGCACCGCUGAAGCGCGGCAUGGCGCUGCUGCACCGCCACGGACAGGUGAGUGUGGCUGUGAUAGGGCGCAGCGACAGCUGGCGGGCUCUGCCUGCCGUCGAGCUGAGGCUGAUGGGCGCCUGGCGCAGGCCUGCAUGCUGCACGAGGCACUGCCGCCGACGCGCGGCACCAAGUGGGUCCUCAGGUCGGACCUGAUGUUCGGCGCCGC
This is a messenger RNA of Tilletiopsis washingtonensis, 795 nucleotides long. RefSeq lists its product as hypothetical. The annotation marks the transcript as partial. NCBI's taxonomy places the organism in Eukaryota, Fungi, Basidiomycota, Exobasidiomycetes, Entylomatales. The record is from RefSeq and is a predicted model, not a curated record. Gene Ontology annotation, molecular function: procollagen-proline 4-dioxygenase activity. The transcript has a single exon. Gene Ontology annotation, cellular component: endoplasmic reticulum. Gene Ontology annotation, biological process: peptidyl-proline hydroxylation to 4-hydroxy-L-proline.